AACGAAGUGAUAUCUGUGCGAAAAUGCAGAGUAGACUGACUUAGAUCCUCCUUGCCGCUCAUCCCCGCCAUGUCGCUGCCACAGUGUAAACAACCCUAGGCAGCCCCUCUCGCUACGUUACGCCCGUUUUGUGGCACCCUGCACGCCCAGGAAUGAUGAACUGGUGCCUUUGCUAGUUGCUACUCAGUUCUCUUGAUCUUUAUACAACUGGACAUCAUGGAGUCUUUUAUGAGAAUGGAGCAUGACCCUGAUGGGAAUUCCCAGCAGGUGGCUGUCAUCAUGACAGGCCAGGUGUACAGGGAGGCUGGCUUGAAGCACAGUGAGCAUCCCAAAGUGGAAGGGAUGCUUUAUGAUAAACUAUGUCAAAUUGGAAAGCACAAGCUCAGGGAUGAUGUUCGUAAGAUGGCCUUGAACAUUGCAUUGAUGGUCUCUGACAAGGAAUUCAAGCCAACAGUUGCAUGGCUUGAUAAUUUCAUGCGACGGUUCUGCUUGUCAAGAAAAAAAAUGGGAUUUCAUAGCUCAGCAAUGUUGAAAAGAAAAGAUAAUGUUCAGCCUCAGACUCAGACUCCAGCCAGUGGAAGUGGCUUGACGCAAGAAGAUGUUUUUAGUGUUUUGGGGAUAAACAUGGAUGGGAAUGGACUCCCUGAAGAGGAUGGCAAAGUGGCAGCCAGUGAGAAGAUCUUAGAAGAUGUAAUUGCUGAGACAGAGAAUGGAGUCAAUGGAAACCAAGGCAUAGAAACUGAUAGCCAGACAAGUCUUUUGGAUACAGUUGAUAAAAAUUGCUCCAUAGAAGACCUCUUUGCAUCAGAUUCAGAAAAUGUAGAGAGCAAAACCACAUCACUAGACCAGAAUGUUACUCCUAAUCCAAAGAAGGAGCAAGUUGUAUGUGAGGAAAUAGAACAACUUAAUAAGUUAGAAAACCUUACAAGUCAGAUGGUCCAAAGUCAAGAUUCGGAUGAUGAUAUUAUAAUAGAAAAAAGUGUAUUGAAAACAGAUACACUUCCAAAAGAAUCCAAGAUGGAUAUAGAAAAAGAAACCAUUAAAAGGGAACAGGAUUCUUCAAAUGAUGAAGAAAACAAUGAUGAUUAUUCAUCAAAAGGAAGUGAUAGUGUGUGCGCAAUUACCAGUGAUUGUGACACAUCUCAAUGCAGGAUGAAAACCUCUCCUUUUGUGGUGGAAUUUAUAGAUAAAGACAACACAAGAGAUAAAAAAUCAGCAAAAGGAAAAGGCAAGAACAGUGGUUCAUCAGAUGGUGACUCUCAGCAGGAAGACCAGGCUGAUGCUGGAGGGAAGAAGUCCAGGCAAGUGGAGGAUGAGAUGACAAUCAGAUACACCAAAGAGGAGGAUGAAUAUUACCGAAAGAACAUAAGUGAUCUUCAAAAGAAGCUUCGUGAUGCAGUGAUGAGAUGCACUGCCUGCAAUGAACAAAUCAAUCAUCAGAUUCGAUCCUUGGUCUAUACCCACCCUGUACUAGGAGUUCUUUCAUGCAAGAGAUGUAGGAAAUAUUAUGGGAAAGGUAGAUUUUGCAAAGAUGAAGAAGGUUAUGAUGAGUACUGCAGAUUGUGUGCAGAAGGAGGUGAUUUACUGUGCUGUGAGCAGGAGGGUUGUUUCAAUGGAUUUUGUAAGCGCUGUAUAAAGCGAACCAUGGGUCGAUCUGAGCUGAAGAAUGCAGAAACAGCAGAGAACUGGGCGUGCUACGUUUGUGACAAGACUUCAAUGACAGAGCUCCGAGCAUUGCACAGAGCUAUUCUGAGUAACUUAGAGGAAUCAGAAGUGCAAGACGACAAUCUGUCAAGGAAAGAAUUGAAUAAAAAGAACUUACUUUCAAAGUUUGAGCUUCUGAAAAAGAAUAGGAAGGAAAGAGCCAUAAAGAAUUCACCCAAGAAAGUUGAAAAGAAAACGGAAAAGGACAAAUCUGUUGACAGCAGAGGAAAGCAAGGCCAAACCUGGCUAAACGAGAGCAUUGAAACUAUGGUUGAUAUGCUUUCAUUAUGUUUAAAGAAUGUUGAAAAAAUAAACAGCACUUGGAAGAGUUCCCAAUACUCAGCAGAGGGAACUGAAAAGGCAGGUAAAAGAAUUUUAAAGCAACUCACAGGGAUGAUUACCAAUUUUGAAAUCCUUGAAAAAAAUGUUUCAGCUGAGGUACAAAAACUGGUUUCAGAAGAAAAGGUAGAAGAUUCCAUAGUUGAGAACAAAAGCAAAAAGAGCAAAAAGGAAGUUGAGGAAAGUACCACAUCUUCACCCAAAAAGAAAAGCAGCUUGAAAGAAACCAACAUGGAAACUGAAGAACAGGUCACGCCCAAAAGAAAGAGGAAUAAGUCAAAGAUUGAUGAUGAAGAUGUCGAGGCAGAUGCAGAGGAAGGAAGUAGAACCAGAAGUAAAAAGACUGCAAGCCAAGAUUCUUCCAAGGCAUCAAGCAAAGAGGAAAUGGAGGUAGAUGAUGCAAGCCAGGAUUCAAGCAAGGCCAAUUUUAGAUCAGAAGAUGAAUGUUCAGCUAAUAUAGAUGACCCUAUGGAACAGGAUGAAGUGAUGAAUAAUAUCAGUGAUGCUGCAGUGGAGGAAAGUGGCGGCAAAGGUGUCUUAGAAACUGACGAUGAAGCCAAGAUGGAAAAUCCCAAGACAAAAUCAGGAUCUGAUGGUGAAGGUGAAGAGGCAGAGAAAGAUUCAAGUAUUCUUACCACUACUACAUUGGAAUAUGUUGGAAAUGAAAAUACAGAAAAAUCUAAAAGAAGUGCAAAGGCAAGUUUGUCAAAGAAGAAGGAUGGUGAAGAAAGUGCUGAUAGCUCAGAAGAACAAAAGACCCCUCUUUCAAAUGCAAGGAAGACCAGGAGAAGCAAAAGUACAGAGGAACUAGAUGAGGUGAACAUAAAGAAGGAACUUGACUCAGACAUUGAAAAAGAAGUGAAAAGUAAAAGAGGAAGGAAGGCCAAAGAUCAGAAAAAGGAAGAGAGAGAUUCGUCAGAUGAGAAAGGCUCUUUCAAAAAGGAGGAAUCUGUAGAAGAAGAAAAGAAAGUAAUUAAGAAAGAGAAGGAGGAGGAAGACAGUGAGGAUUCUGAUGAGGAGGCAGAUAACAAAGAAAGUAAAUCAAAGGGAAGAAAACAAAAAGUUCAGAAGGAGGAGAAGCAGAAAAAAGAAAAAAAGAAAUUGAUUAGUGAUGAGGAAGAGGAAAAUGGCUCUGAGAAAGUAUCAAAAGGUAAGAAACCGAAAAGAGGAAGAAAACCCAAGGAGGAGGAGAGUGACGAGGAAACUAAAAAGAAGAGUAAAGCAAAGGCAAGAGGAAACAGAGAGUCAGAAGACGGAGAUUCAAAGGAAAAGAAGAAAACUCAACGCAGAAGAACAAAGAAGAGACGGCAGGAAGACGAUGAGGAUGACAUGUUGGGAAUUGGAGAUAUGUCAUCCAAUGAGGAAUCAUCAGAAGAGGAAGACACUGAUACAGAGAUGAGGAGGCGGAGAGAAGAGUAUGAAGAUCAUAGUGUGAAGAAAAAGAAGAAAAAGAUGAUGAAGAAGGAUACUAAGAAGGAGAAGGGCUCUGGAGAAGGAACAGACAGUAAUGAUGAGAAGAAACCCAGGAAAAGUCCAAUGAAAAGCAAAGGAAAGAAGAAACAGGAAGAGGUGAAUGGAAAGGAAAGUUCAGAUGAAGAGGAAGCAAAUGAUAAAGAAACAGCUGAAAGUAAGAAAGGUGGAAACAGUCCUAAGAAGUCUGAUGAACAUGAAAAGAAGAAGAAGAAGAAGGAGAACAAUGAGGCUUUCUCAGAAUUGUUAGCAAGUGAAUCUGAAAAUGAUAAAGACAACUCUGGUGAUGAGAAGGAAACCGGAGCAAAUGAUGAACCCAUGGAAUGCAGUCAAGGAGAAAGUUCAGAAGGGGGUACUCCAGAAAAAAAGAAACGGCAGGCAGGUAAGAGCAAGGGUGAAAUUGGUGGUGAGAAUGGGAGCACCAAGAAAGGAGAAAAACAGAAAAAUGUGAAAAGAAGCAGUACACCUAAUAAGGAUGACAACCAGAUGGCCAUGGCUUCUCUCCUGGAAAGUGAGAGUGAUUAUGAACUAGAGGACAAACCCAAGCCCAAGUGUAAGAAAAAGAACUUCCUCAAGAAAUAUGCUGAGAAGAUGGAGAAAGUGAAGCACCUAACAGAAGAAGAAAAGGAAGAACUAAAGGAGAAGCAGCUGGAGAGCAAGUGCCAGACCAAAGUGCAGAAGAUCAGCACAGAAGUCAAGAGCAAAUUGGAGAAAGAUGAAUUCAUUGACGUCAAAGAAUUCCCCGAGUUCAGGCGAAAGAAGGAGGCAGAGCGCCAGAAACAAGCAAAGCAUUAUGAUGGUGAAGCUGAUGAAGAAGAUUCAGAUGAGGAAUUUGAAAAGCUCAUGAAAUUUGAUGUUAAUAAAAAGUUCAACAAACCUGGACCCAAAAGCAAGAAGAAGUACCAAGAAUCAGAGCCAGAAGAAGAAGGAGAAGCAGAUGUGAAAGUAAAGUCUGAGAGUGACAAGGAAGAAAAAGAUGACAAAAGCAAGGUGAAGAAGGAAGGGGUAACCAGGAAGAAAAAAGAGGGCUUACUUGACAUCAGCAUUGACAAAGAGGAAGAGGAAGAUGAGGAAGAAGAGGAGGAGCCAGAGGAAGGGAAGAAAAAGAAGGGGAAGGAUGGUGGGAUAAGCCUCAACGAGAAGAUGAAGAAGCAGAUCCUCAUGAGUAGUGACGAGGAUGCAGAAGAGGAGGAGGAGGAGGAGGAAGAAGAAAAGGAAGAUGCAGAAGAGGAUGAAAAGAGAAGAAAGAAAUAUGAAGAGAAAAAGAAGAAGAAGAAAGCAGAAGAAAAAGAGGAGGAGGAGGAAGAGGCUAAAGAAGAAGAAAACAAAGAAGAGGAGGAGGAAUCAAGCAAGAAGGUUUACAAGAAGGGUUACAUGAACUUAAACAUCUCCUCUGAUGAUGGAGAAGUUGGCGAACAAGACGAUGAACACGUACCAGACAGUGAGGAAGAGGAGGAGGAGGAGGAGGAAGAGGAAGAUGAGGAGGACGAUAGCGACUUCGAAGAAUCGCCAAGGAAGAGAAGAACAUUCCAGAUAUCCUCAUCAGAAAGUGAUGAUGACAAGAAGAAGAAGAGAAAGAAGAAGGUAACUUCAUCAGAAAAUGAAAGUGAGGAACUUGAAGAAGCACCGAAACCAAAGAGAAAAAGGAUAAGAAAAAUGUCAUCAUCAUCUGAUGAGGGAGAUGGUGAUGAUGGAAAUAAGGAGGAUUCGCCUAGUAAACAUCGCAAAAUCCGCCGUGUAAUAAGGGAUGAGGACUUAAUGGAGACCACUAAAAAUGCCACACAAGAGGAAGAGGAGCGAAGAAAGCGUAUUACAGAAAGGCAGAAACAGUACAAUCAAAUAUUUGAGAUCGAUGUUGAAUCAGAUCAAAAGGACCUAGGGAAAUUGGUUCUUGAUUUUGACCCUGACACCAAGAAAGAACUUGUUUCUGUAGAUGAAAAGUUGGUCAAGUUCUUAAAACCUCAUCAGUUCAAAGGUAUUAAAUUUAUGUGGGAUGCAACCUGUGAGAGCAUAGAAAUGCUAAGUAGUAAACGAGGCAGUGGCUGUAUCCUUGCACAUUGCAUGGGUCUGGGAAAGACUUUGCAGGUGAUCACAUUCACACACACGUUGUUGUCCAGCAAGAAGGUUAACCGUCACAUACAGCGAGUAAUGGUCUGCUGCCCUGUGAACACAGUCUACAAUUGGGUUAAUGAGUACAAAAACUGGCUCAGAGGAAAACUGUUGCACUUCGAAGUAUCGGAACUUGUAUCAGCAAAGGAUCUGUGGAGUCGUGCUUACAGACUGGAUGACUGGUGGAAGGAAGGUGGAGUGUGUAUCAUGGGUUAUGACAUGUUCCGAAACCUUUCCAACAGCAAAAGCAAGAGGUAUAAGGGCAAGAUGAAAGAAAUCUUCCACAAGACUUUAGUAGAUCCAGGACCUGACUUAAUAGUGUGUGAUGAAGGCCACAUAUUGAAGAAUGAAAAGACAGCUUUGUCAGUCGCAAUCAAUAAAAUUAGAACUCAUCGGCGUAUUAUUUUAACGGGAACACCUCUCCAGAACAACCUUAAAGAAUACCAUUGCAUGAUACAGUUUGUCAAGCCAAACCUGUUAGGAACUAAAAAGGAAUUCAUGAAUAGGUUUGUAAAUCCUAUUGAACAAGGGCAGUGUGCUGAUGCCAUGCCCAGAGAUGUAAGGAGGAUGAAGAGAAGAGCUCACAUUCUACAUAACAUGUUGGAGGGAUGUGUACAGCGGUUUGACUACACAGUGCUUAAACCUUUCCUGCCUCCAAAGUUUGAGUAUGUUAUAUCAAUACAACUGUCAGACUUACAACAGAAACUCUAUCAGUAUUACUUGGACAAUCUUGCCCAAGGUGGACCCAAGAGACAAGGAUCAGGGCUCUUUGUGGACUUUGGUGCUCUGUCAAGAGUUUGGACUCAUCCUAAAGUCCUUGAGUUGGCUGUGAGAAGAGCAAUUUUCCAAGAUGAUGAUGAUGAGUUGGCUGACUUCAUCUGUGAUGAUACAACUGAAGAAGAAUCCUCUGAAGAUGAAAGGGCAAAAAAGAAAAAGAAGAAGAAGAAGAAAAAGAAUGAGGAAGAUGAAGAGUCUGUUGAAGAGGAAGAGGUUAACAAAGAUGAGAUUGAGAAACCUGGCCCCAUCCCAGGCUUGACAGAGAGUGGGAAGGUCCGUGUAGACUGGUGGAAGAAAUUAGUUGAAGAAUAUAAUGAGGAAUCUAAGGAUGAAGACUAUCUGGAUUCCUUAGAACAUGGCGGGAAGUUGAUCCUUCUCCUAGAUAUUUUGCGUGAAUGCUGUUCCAUUGGUGACAAAGUGCUUGUGUUUAGCCAGUCCCUGUUGGCCUUAGACAUGAUGGAGGACUUCUUAGAAUUGAUUGACAGAGGAGAGUUGGAGAUGCCCUCAACAGAAGAUCCCCUACCUUUACCCUUCAAGCAGUGGAAGAGGGACAGGGAUUACCUUCGUCUAGAUGGCUCAACAAGUCCUGAUGCCAGGAAGAACCUCUGUAAAACAUUUAAUAGUUCAUCAAAUGAAAGGUGUCGUUUGUUCCUCAUUUCAACUCGUGCAGGAGGCCUGGGCAUUAACCUGGUAGCUGCAAACAGAGUUGUAAUAUUCGACUCUUCUUGGAAUCCUUCACAUGACACUCAAUCCAUCUUCAGAGUGUAUCGUUUUGGACAGAAAAAGCCAUGCUACAUCUAUCGCUUCGUCGCACAGGGAACAAUGGAAGAGAAAAUCUACUCUCGUCAAGUAACAAAAAUGUCAACAGCAUUGAGAGUGGUAGAUGAACACCAGAUCAAAAGGUACUUCAAAAUGGAAGAACUAGCACAGCUGUAUGAGUUUACUCCAGCAGAUAAGAAUGUCAGAGAAACCCCAAUUGUGCCAGAGGAUCGAUUGUUGGCGGAGUUACUAAAGCGGCAGAAAGAUUGGAUUGUCAAUUACCACGAGCAUGAUUCCCUCCUUGAAAACCAAACGAGUGAAGAGCUGACUGAAGAGGAACGCAAGGCGGCUUGGGAGGAUUAUGAAAAUGAAAAGAAGGGAUUUAUGUAUUAUCAGCAACAACGGAACAGUGUUAUGCCUGUGGUUGGUCCUGCCACCAUGGUUGCAUCAUCAGCUGCUCCAUCAUUGUCACUUUCAUCCUUCAGUUUCGAAGGGGUGGUUAAUACAAUCAAGGCACAGAAUCCUAACCUAACUCAAAAUGAGUUGUGCGAGAGUGUUGUACUGGCUACAAAACAGAUCCAAAAGAUUCAUCUUACACAUUAUCAGAGAGUCCAAGGAAUGGUGUAUAAUCUCAAGAAUCCAAUGAUAGCUCCAGAGCAGCGAAAGUUACUACCAUUUGGAAAUCAUCCUGAGAUGUUGCCCAUGCUGGAACAACAAUUACGCAUGCUAGAGGAGAACAUUCAACGUGAAAACCAAGUAAUCAAUCACAUGGGACAGAUCACUUCACAGAGAGUGAGUUCUACUAAUAUGGCUAAUAUGAUGUCAGCUGGACUGAUACGUGGUCAACCUGUUAGCUCAGGCAUAAAUUCAGCUACUGCUAAUUAUGUUACAAGACCUACUGCAACUCCUUCCACAUCAAUGAUGAUGCAGCAGCAACAACAAAUUCAGCAGCAACAACAACUGCAACAACAAACACAAAAUCAACCCGAAAAGAAUCCUACAUCAAAUGAUGUGAUCAUGCUUGACUGAGGUGCAUUACUGUAGAGCCCACACAAUCAUGGAAUUCCUGAGAAUGUACAAUGGACAAAUCUUGUAUAACAAAGGAAUCUCAUAGAAUGCACAGCUA
Penaeus indicus is the source of this 8284-nucleotide messenger RNA. Its product is annotated as transcriptional regulator ATRX-like. NCBI's taxonomy places the organism in Eukaryota, Metazoa, Arthropoda, Malacostraca, Decapoda, Penaeidae. The record is from RefSeq and is a predicted model, not a curated record. Gene Ontology annotation, molecular function: ATP-dependent chromatin remodeler activity; ATP binding; ATP hydrolysis activity. The transcript has 35 exons. Gene Ontology annotation, cellular component: nucleus. Bases 217 to 8187 code for a protein of 2656 amino acids.